Vicia faba (fava bean) is the source of this 906-nucleotide messenger RNA. The record is from the annotation of a GenBank genome assembly. Lineage: Eukaryota; Viridiplantae; Streptophyta; Magnoliopsida; Fabales; Fabaceae.
AUGGCGUCAAACAAUGUCCUCUCACCCACCGGCACCGGCCUCAUCGUAAGCUUCGGCGAGAUGCUGAUCGACUUCGUGCCUACAGUUUCCGGCGUAUCACUCGCCGAAGCACCAGGCUUCCUCAAAGCCCCCGGCGGUGCACCUGCUAACGUAGCCAUCGCCGUGAACCGACUCGGCGGCAAAGCCGCCUUCGUGGGUAAACUCGGAGACGACGAAUUCGGUCACAUGCUCGCCGGGAUCUUGAAGGAAAACGGUGUCAAAACCGACGGUAUUACUUUCGAUCAAGGCGCGAGAACCGCUUUGGCUUUUGUUACUCUACGCGCCGAUGGAGAGCGUGAGUUUAUGUUUUAUAGGAAUCCAAGUGCUGACAUGCUUCUUAAACCUGAAGAACUCAACCUCGAACUCAUCAGAUCUGCGAAAGUGUUCCACUAUGGAUCCAUUAGUUUGAUUGUGGAGCCAUGCAGAUCAGCGCAUUUGAAGGCAUUGGAAGUUGCCAAAGAUGCUGGCUGUCUUCUUUCCUAUGAUCCCAACCUCCGACUACCAUUGUGGCCUUCGGCUGAUGAAGCUCGCACUCAAAUAUUGAGUAUAUGGGAAAAGGCUGAUUUGAUUAAGUUGCUCCUUGUCACCCUUGGCGAACAUGGUGCAAAGUAUUACACUAAGAAUUUCCAUGGAACAGUAGAUGCAUUCCAUGUGAAUACAGUUGAUACAACUGGUGCUGGUGAUUCCUUUGUUGGUGCUUUAUUGGCUAAGAUUGUUGAUGAUCAGUCUAUACUAGAAGAUGAACCAAGGUUAAGAGAAGUGCUUAAGUUUGCGAAUGCUUGUGGAGCAAUCACGACGACUAAAAAGGGAGCAAUUCCUGCUCUUCCCAAGGAGGAGGAUGCACUGAAAUUGAUCAAUGCUGCAUAG